Sorghum bicolor (sorghum) is the source of this 1210-nucleotide messenger RNA. Its product is annotated as RING-H2 finger protein ATL8. The transcript has a single exon. Lineage: Eukaryota; Viridiplantae; Streptophyta; Magnoliopsida; Poales; Poaceae. The record is from RefSeq and is a predicted model, not a curated record. The coding region runs from base 367 to 933 and encodes 188 amino acids.
GGACUUCCCGAGACGCGCGCUCGCUGUCGCGCGGGGUCCUCGGCCCCAGGCGUGGCGUGGGCGCGGUCAUGGGCCACGGCCUUGGCCCUCGUUGCCGUGGCGUGGCGCGGCAAGGGCAGGUUCCGCGGUGGGGGACGCCGGACGCGUGACGCCUGCUCGCUUUGCCUUGCCUUGGCGCCAUGUCACGAGGACACGAGCACUCGAACAGGUCCCAACUGCCAACGGCCCAUCUCCGAGCCGAGAAGCCGGCCGGCCAGAUCACCAGAGACUAGCCUCCUCUCCUCCUCUCCCAUCCAUUUAACCACCAGUCCACCACUGCGGCGCUGCCACUCCAGCCUGCCCCCGUCCGCCCUGAUCCGUCCAACAAUGGCGUCGCCAGCGCGGCGGCUCCUGCAGACCAACUCCGCGCAGUACCCGACGCUCCCCGCGGCCGAGGCGCCGAGCCCGCUGGCCGUCGACUCCGACGUGGUCGUCAUCCUCGCGGCACUCCUCUGCGCGCUCAUCUGCGUCGUGGGUCUCGCCGCCGUCGCGCGGUGCGCGCGCUCCCGCGCCGGGGCGCCCUCCGCCGCCCAGGCCGCCGCCAGGAGGGGGCUCAAGAAGAAGGCGCUCAGGGCGCUGCCGAGCCUCGCCUACGAGGACGCCGUGGCGGAGGCGAAGGUCCUGACGGAGUGCGCCAUCUGCCUGUCGGAGUUCGCGCCCAGGGAGGAGGUCCGCGUGCUGCCGCAGUGCGGCCACGCCUUCCACGUCGCGUGCAUCGACACCUGGCUCGCCGCCCACUCCUCCUGCCCCUCGUGCCGCCGCGUCCUCGUCGUCGGCGACGCCGCCGAUAAGCGGCCGCCCCAGCCCAAGCGCUGCCGCAAGUGCGAGGCUGCUAUGGACGAGGAGGCCUCCUCGUCGUCCGGUUCCGGCGGCGACACGGCUGUCGGUUCCUGACCGUUCUGACGAGUGCCACUGCCGCGCCGCCGUGGAGGAAGAGGAGGCCGGCAAUCUUAGCUCCACUCGAAUUCCAUCCUCGUUAGGCGCCACCGGUUUGUAGUAAUUGGGUUAGCAAUCUUUAGCUCCAGUCGAAUUCAUUCUAAGGAUUCGAGCGUUGAUGUUGUAAAAUGUACAUAUUCUUUCAGAAACAUGUUUAGAUAUGGUGUGAAUGGAAACUCAGAAACUACGUACAUUCCAUGGGAAUUUUUCUUUGCAAUGCAGUUUCUUAAAUUCU